Messenger RNA from Dendroctonus ponderosae (mountain pine beetle), 1627 nucleotides. RefSeq lists its product as uncharacterized. The coding region runs from base 279 to 1547 and encodes 422 amino acids. NCBI's taxonomy places the organism in Eukaryota, Metazoa, Arthropoda, Insecta, Coleoptera, Curculionidae. The record is from RefSeq and is a predicted model, not a curated record. The transcript is spliced from 3 exons.
GGAUGAAUGGGACACAGCAUUUACUAUUGCCAUGCAAGUAAUUUCACUUUAGAGGUCCGAUAUUUUGAGUGGCAUGAUUUUUCAAACUCCAAAAGCUGGGUGACUGCACUGUGGCUAUCUCAUUACAUGCACAAUUUAGUAUAAUCGUCUUAUCAGUUCCAGUGUGAUAAAAGUUGAAGUAAAAUCUGUUUGUUUCAUACUCAUAUUCGCAGUUCCAGUCUGAUCAAAGUGGAAGUAAAAUCUAUUUGUCCGAGUUCAGAUAUUAAAGAACGCCCAACAUGUCAAAGAGUGAUUAUUUGAUCAAAGACCUAGAAAAUGUCAUCACCGGCAUCGAUGGUGAAAUAAAAAAGAUCGACAUAUCCAGAUUAACCGCUCCCGGGGAGAAUUAUAUGAGUUUGGUGUUUCGUGUGGAUGUCCAAGUGGAAAAGGAUGGAAAAGUGGAAACCGUUCACGCAGUGGCCAAACGGCUACCAACUGUUAUAAAAAUGGAUUUUAAUGCGGUCGCAAUGAGACAUGAAAUCAAAUGGUACUCUGAAAUAGCGCCCUUGAUCAAGGAAUUCGGACAGGAAUAUGGAAUAGAUACAGACUUCUAUCCAGAAUGUUUGGGAUCGAGACUAAGUAUGGACACAACCAAAACAAACGCUGAUGAAGAAUCAGUUUUGUUGCUUAAAAACAUCAAUCCGGACGGCUUUAAAAACUUCGAUCGUAUCAUCGGCUUUGACUAUCGCACUGCCAAGGCAUUUCUGCGAACGCUUGCCACUUUUCACUCGAUUCCCCUGGCAAUGAAAUUCAAAAAGCCCGAACACUUCAAAAUCAUCAAAAAAUACCUGGAAAGUGUCCUGAAUGAUGCUGCUCUACUGGAUCCCCCUAAGAAUACACCUCCUAAUGGAUCUGAUACUAAAGCUGGUGGAGCCCCAGACAUCCAUAUGUCUCCUCGUAUCACCUAUGAAAAAAUGCUGGAAAUGCCUGCAUGUCAGCCCUACAGGGCAAAUAUAGAAGCGAUGAAGGAGGCUAACAAAGACAUGAGAGAUGCACUGUUUACGCCAGCUGACGAACCCUGGGCCACUAUGGUACAUAACGAUUCAUGGGUAAAUAAUAUUAUGGUGAAGCUCAGAGGAGAAGAGGAACCUCUGGUGAAAAUGGUGGAUUUCCAAAUCUGCACUUACUCCUCAUUUGCUAAAGAUUUGGUGUUAUUCCUUCUAACUAGUGUGCAAGAUGAUGUCCAAAGGGAGCACUUGGAUGAUCUUCUUCGAUACUACUACGACCAGCUCACUUCCAAACUUGAAAAAUUCAACAUUCCCGAGUUGAAGUUGAGCUAUAGUGAUUAUUUGAAGGAGUUGGAAAAAGUCGCUCAUGCUGGUGAAAUGGCCCAUGUGAUUUUCUUUGUUAAUCCAGUGUUUGCCGAGAAAGGAAAAGUUUCAGAUUUUCUGGUUGGCGAAGGUGACAUGGCCGAGGCCUUACACUUAAUGAUAAACAACCUGGGAGAACGACAAAAGCAAAAAAUUGCGAUCAUAAUGGAGUUGGCUGUGAAACGAAAUUGGGCCUAGAUAUCGAUUCGUUUUCUGAUUCUUUACUCUUGAGCUGAGUGAACAACUGAUAUUACGAGAUUACAUUUUGUCAACUGAAA